Phytophthora sojae is the source of this 234-nucleotide messenger RNA. RefSeq lists its product as hypothetical. NCBI's taxonomy places the organism in Eukaryota, Oomycota, Peronosporomycetes, Peronosporales, Peronosporaceae. The transcript has a single exon. Bases 1 to 234 code for a protein of 77 amino acids. The record is from RefSeq and is a predicted model, not a curated record. Gene Ontology annotation, molecular function: metal ion binding. Gene Ontology annotation, biological process: protein histidyl modification to diphthamide.
AUGGCGGCCGUGUACGACGAGGUGGAGAUCGAGGACAUGGAGUUCGACGCGGAGGAGCAGGUGUACUACUACCCGUGUCCGUGUGGCGACCGCUUCAGCAUCGACCUGGAAGAACUCUACGACGGCGAGGACAUCGCCACGUGCCCGAGCUGCUCGCUGACCAUCCGCGUCAUCUUCGACGAGGAAACCCUACCGGAGUUAAAGGAGGAGGAAGAGGAGGAAGACGCAGAGUAA